CAAAAUGUUAAGUGGUGCGACGCCAUGAGAGCAUAACAGAAAACAAUUAUUCCGCACAAAAACAACAACAACAACAUCGAAGGCAACGAUACAACAAACAAAAGCAAACAGAAAAGAAACUGCAACAACUGCGCUGCAGUUUCACGUUGCAUUCCUUUGUUGUAACAACACAAGUUCUCGGAUCGGAUCGUAUCGUAUCGUAUAGUAUCUCACGCAUUGUUAUCAAUUGAGGGAUAAUAAGUGAACAUUUUUUGCCUGGAACAAUAACCCGCUUUAACUGUGACUCAUCACUAAAAAUUUCACAAUGGCUGCGAAUAAAAUGAAUGAAUUGGAGUCUACGGAUCAGGUGGGAAUACGUGAGGUGUCCACCAACACAGACGACUUAACUGAUGCCUUUGGCUCUGUCGGCGCUGGCAGCAGCAGCGGCGUCGGCGUCUCAACUUCUGUGUACCACAGCAAUGCGUAUGGAAGCGGAGCAAUUGGCCAGUUGGCCAGCAAUGGCUACAGCUCCUCCUCCUCCGGCUACCACAAGUAUGUGGCCAAAAUGGUCACCGAUAGACAUGCCGCCGAGUACAACAUGAGGCACAAGAAUCGCGGCAUGGCUUUAAUCUUUAACCAUGAGCAUUUCGAUGUGCCCACCUUGAAAUCUCGUGCAGGCACCAAUGUGGACUGUGAGAAUCUGACGCGGGUGCUCAAACAACUGGACUUUGAGGUGAAUGUGUACAAGGAUUGUCGCUACAAGGAGAUACUCAGCACCAUUGAGUAUGCUUCAUCACAGAAUCACGAGGACAACGAUUGCAUAUUGAUUGCGAUACUCUCACAUGGCGAAAUGGGUUAUAUCUAUGCCAAGGACAUGCAGUACAAGCUGGACAACAUCUGGAGUCUCUUUACCGCCAAUCACUGUCCCACGUUGGCUGGCAAACCGAAGCUAUUCUUUAUACAGGCUUGUCAGGGAGAUCGCUUGGAUACCGGCGUGACCCUACAACGUGGACGCACUGAAACCGACGGCGAUUCCUCCAUGAGUUAUAAGAUACCCAUACAUGCGGACUUUCUCAUUGCCUACUCCACCAUACCGGGUUUCUACUCCUGGCGGAAUACCACUCGGGGCAGCUGGUUUAUGCAGAGUCUGUGCGCCGAGUUGGCCGCCAAUGGCAAACGUCUGGACAUGCUCACCCUCUUGACCUUUGUGUGUCAGCGUGUUGCCGUUGACUUUGAGUCCUGCACACCGGAUACGCCGGAGAUGCAUCAGCAAAAGCAAAUACCCUGUAUUACCACAAUGCUAACGCGUAUUUUAUUAUUCAGCGAUAAGCAAAAAUCACCGACUGGACGCAAUUGAUUCCCACUCGGCAUAUGACUAACUAACAUCUAAUAAUGCGGGCGGUGUGAUAUCUAGAGGAAAUCAUUAAUAACUCAACCAUCUACACAUUCGUAAACUGUACACUUUUAUACAAAUCUACAAAUCUACAAAUCAACAAAUCAUAUUAUGAUUAGCAAUUAUUUCUAUAUGUACUGAUUGCCUGCUCCUGCCAUGUCAAAGUUUAGUAAUUCUUCUUAGCUCUUAAAAAUAAUGCUGUAUUUAAAUAUUUUUUAUAAACUCUAUUUUUGCAUUUUUUCAAACAAGUUUUUAAACGUAUUCGUAUUUAUGUAUUUAAGCGGAAAAAAAAAACAAAUAAAGUUUCUACAACCAAGUCAACCUCCAACUAUUUUUAUGCAAUUUUCAAAGAUCCUGCCUAUUACUAAACAUGUAACUAUUCAUUGUCCCUAGUCCUUAAAGAUUUAAAACUAUUUCAGAAACGCAAAGAAUAUAAGAUACAAAGUUUUUAUUACAUUAAAAGGGAAAAUAUUUUUAUAAAAUCAAUAUGUACUCUCUGUUAGUGAAGUAAUUACUUCGAUGUAAUAAAUAAUCACAAAUUUUAAAUGUUUUAA
This is a messenger RNA of Drosophila innubila, 1926 nucleotides long. It is a transcript of the gene Drice, whose product is annotated as caspase. The record is from RefSeq and is a predicted model, not a curated record. Gene Ontology annotation, biological process: apoptotic process; proteolysis. The transcript has a single exon. Gene Ontology annotation, cellular component: cytoplasm. The coding region runs from base 305 to 1336 and encodes 343 amino acids. NCBI's taxonomy places the organism in Eukaryota, Metazoa, Arthropoda, Insecta, Diptera, Drosophilidae.